Messenger RNA from Brienomyrus brachyistius, 1736 nucleotides. Its product is annotated as homeobox protein Dlx2a-like. Lineage: Eukaryota; Metazoa; Chordata; Actinopteri; Osteoglossiformes; Mormyridae. Bases 214 to 1038 code for a protein of 274 amino acids. Gene Ontology annotation, biological process: embryo development; cell differentiation; negative regulation of transcription by RNA polymerase II. Gene Ontology annotation, molecular function: DNA-binding transcription factor activity, RNA polymerase II-specific; RNA polymerase II cis-regulatory region sequence-specific DNA binding. The transcript is spliced from 3 exons. The record is from RefSeq and is a predicted model, not a curated record.
UGCCCGCCUGCCAGCAUCUUUGGCAGCAGACAAUCACGGGUCUUGUUCGAAGACAUUGUCUCGUCUAUCUCGUUAAUGGGCAUGAGGAUGCUAUUCAAGCGAUUUAACGCCUCUUAUCGAUAAGCAAUUUGUUGAUGUAGAUGUUUUCCGGGACACUUAAGCAUAAGUUGACGCGUGUUACACAUUAUUUGUUUUUUUUUUAAGAAGCCUACGAUGACUGGAGUUUUUGAUAGUCUAGGUACAGAUAUGCAUUCGAACCACAUUACCUCAAACAGCUACCACAGCUUGCAUAAAUCGCAGGAAUCACCAACUUUACCAGUGUCUACAGCGACGGACAGCAGCUACUACAACAACCAACAAUCCGGACACUGCGGAGCAGCGCCUUAUGGACAACUUGGUUCUUAUCAGUAUCACAACAGCGAUAUCAACAAUGUUAUAUACGACACCAAAUCGUACGACGCCGGUUAUAGCACACAUUACGGUACCUACAGUUCCUUUGGUUCCAAUUCUUCGCCUCCACCGACAGAUUCAGUUAAAGAAGAACGCGAGCCCGAAAUCCGGAUGGUCAACGGGAAGCCAAAGAAAGUGAGGAAGCCCAGAACCAUCUAUUCUAGCUUCCAACUUGCUGCUCUUCAACGUAGGUUCCAGAAGACGCAGUACUUGGCUUUACCUGAAAGGGCCGAGCUCGCAGCUUCGCUUGGUCUCACACAGACUCAGGUAAAAAUUUGGUUUCAGAACCGCCGAUCGAAAUUCAAGAAGUUAUGGAAAAAUGGAGAAAUUCCUCCGGAUCAACAUGUGGCUUCCAGCGAGUCUCCCCCCAGCAGCUCCCCGCCGUCAUCGGUCACCUGGGACUAUGCUCAGGAUCAAAGAAUGAACAGCGUUAGCUCGAGUAUGGCUACGAGCAACCCCAGCACGACACCCCCUUCGUUUUUAGCUAAUUAUUCCUGGUACUCAUCCACGAACUCCACGCAACUGCAGGCGAACUCUGUGCUACAGCACCAUCAUAGCUCCCCAGUGAGCGCGGGGCCGAUAUUUUAAAACGGGUCAGUGACUGUAUCAUCGCCAGAGAAAUAAAACUUGUCGAUGUCGCUAACUACUUCUGCAUUUGGAUAUCAAAUCCGUAAACGAAUGUUUAAGGACAGAAGUGAAAAAGAAAGAAAGAAUGAAUGAAAAGCCAAGCGAUGUUUUGGUGUAUGUGCCAGUUUCUAAAAAUAUUGCUGAAAAGAGCAUGUAACGUAUUUUGGAGGAAAGGGGGGAAUUAAAUUAUAUUUUUGUGAGUUUAUUUAUUGUAUUUCUUUCGGGAACGAUAAUAGUAAAACAGACGCACAUGUAUGGAUCACUAAUAGCCAAAGUACUUAUGACAUGCAUUUCACGGGUGGAAAUAUUUCAUUCAUAACUCAAGUAAAAUAGUUUUGCACCACAAACAACAAAUCUAAUGUAGCAGACGUCGAAGUGUAUAGGUGCCUUUUGAAAAUGACCUCAAAUAUUUGUCGAACAUAAAUGUUUUGUAUGCCGAUGUUGGAUAACGGAGCUGUUUUCCUUAUCUAUACGUUAUAUAUUUGUAUAUAAGGUAAGUGGAGAAUAUUGGAAAAUGUUUGUAUGGAAUGUGAAGAAAUUUGGAGUUUUUUCACUUGAUUUUUUUAUAUCCGGAAUUGCUGGUUUUUCUAGAAUGUCGCGUUUAUAUGCGUGGAAGUUUUCAUUUUGUGUUUAAUUAAAGGAGCGAUUCCGUUCAUAAA